Tetrahymena thermophila SB210 is the source of this 318-nucleotide messenger RNA. RefSeq lists its product as hypothetical. Lineage: Eukaryota; Ciliophora; Oligohymenophorea; Hymenostomatida; Tetrahymenidae. The transcript has a single exon. The record is from RefSeq and is a predicted model, not a curated record.
AUGCGUAGUCAAAUCAUGGAAGAUUAGUAGAAAUGCCAUUAGGGUGUAGGUGACCCUUCCCUUCUAGUAUAUUAUCCACAAUUAUAUAUAAAUAAAUUGGUAUACGUAUAAUAAUAAUGUAUAAGUAAUUAUAUAUAGGGCCCCUAUCCCGAGUGCAUGUCACCAUGUGCGAGUAUGUAUGUAUGUCACCAAUUUGAUUGCAACUUUUUAAAUUUAGUAGAAAAAUAUAUAAUUAAUUAGUUACAGGGAAAAAAUGAAGAAAAAAAUAUAAAAUUAAUUAUAAGAAAUUAAUUAAUUAAUAAUAAAAGUAUAAGUUGA